This is a messenger RNA of Suillus subaureus, 1062 nucleotides long. RefSeq lists its product as uncharacterized. The transcript has 9 exons. The record is from RefSeq and is a predicted model, not a curated record. Bases 1 to 1062 code for a protein of 353 amino acids. Lineage: Eukaryota; Fungi; Basidiomycota; Agaricomycetes; Boletales; Suillaceae.
AUGUCUUGCAGUUCUGGUCACCCUAUUAUGGUACAGUUUGUGAUGGAACGUGAAGAGGGCCAUCAAGUUGAGAUUGAAUUCCUGGAGCAGGGUCGUGGCCAGCAGUGGUCGCUGGCCUCUCGACUCAGGACCCCGCUGGAAGACCUGAAGUCUGCAAGUCCAGAACUAGCUCACAAGCUCUCGGAGAUCACCAAGCACCUAUCUGGUGCUCAGGCAAUACAGUAUAGGAGACUUCAAGAGCAAUGGGGAGCAGCGGUAGCUGAAAUCCGUAAUCUUAAAGGUUUAUCAAGGUUCCUGUUCCCGCCGUCGUAUACAGAAUUGCAAGCGGCAGCGUGUCAUGGCUCAGUCAUCAUCCUCGUUGCGAGUCGAUACUCGUGCAGCAGCCCCAUCGUUGCCCCGAUGUCAGGAGACCCCCAUCAUGGCAAUAUGACACGCAUCUCGGAUGAAACCAGUGGAGUCAAGGAGGAUCUAAUAGUACUCUUGCGGACGAUAUGGGAUGUUCCGAGUAUCAGUAGCGGAAGAAGCACCGAAAGCGCUGGCUGUGACGAGCUGUCAUUCGCGUAUGCUGCAGCAGGAGGAACACUACGCUUCGCUGCCACUGACUUCGUCUUGCAUACCCGCUUCAUUGCAACUAAGAAUGAUAUCCUGCACAAGAUGCAACUGAAGCUCACCCGGAACCCGCGUGUAGCGUAUACCUCGACGACCUCUGGACGUUUCAUUGCUGGGGGCAUUUCGGUGGAAUCCUUUCCUCGACCACGCAUUAGCCGCUUCCGGAUGUUUCGGUUAUCAGCGCUGUUGAACGCAGGGAGAGGGGAAUCAUCAAGCGAGUUUGCUGCCGCCGAGCUGAAGAUUGACGGAACACUGACGACCCAUCAUGUUGAAGAGACUCUGAGAGCCGAGAAAGAACUCGCGCCACCAUUCCUUCCUCGUGCUCUGCUCCUUCUCUUCAUGCACUGUUUGGGUGGUUAUGCUGAUUGCAGGCUCCAUGGUGGAACGGACUCGUCUACCGACGAGCGAUGUCGAAAGAUGAUGUUCCAGAAGCGGCAAGCUGGGGACAGAUAG